Molecule: messenger RNA, 935 nt
Organism: Silurus meridionalis
Lineage: Eukaryota; Metazoa; Chordata; Actinopteri; Siluriformes; Siluridae
Gene: saxo3
Exons: 6
Coding region: 61-864 (267 amino acids)
Source: RefSeq, a predicted model, not a curated record
GUGACAGUAAACAAAUCCUGAAAGGCUGCCGAGGAGCGACGCUUGGCCGUGUGAAGGGUAAUGGACUGGCACAGGUUUGCUAACACCAGGAACAGUGCUGGGCAUGUUUAUAGUCAUCCUGAAACUUUAUACCUGCACAGCUGCAAGGACGCCCCACUUCCCCCUCUUCUCCGGAGACGGGUGCCCGGACCCCUCCAUUACAGCGUCACCUCUCACACAGUGCACCACCCCAAACCUGUGGACGUUGUAUUGAGGAAUGUUAUUUAUUCCAACGCUCCUCCGCAUUGGUGUACACAUUUCCUGAACCGCCUGCCUCAGAAGCUGCGAGAUAGCCGAUCAGUCAAGCUCGUCUCUGCUCCGCCUGUCAGUGAGAUGCAGGAGCAGUACAGGGGACGAUCAGCACCAGACGAGCCUCUGGAGCCUCACUACAGGACGUUGCGGGCACUGCAUGGACAGCUCCAUCAGGCUUCGGUUCUGCUGCAAGGAGAACCGGCGCUCAGUACAGCUCACAGCGACUACCGGCGCUUCAGCAGGUCUGAAUCGACUCCUCCCUCCGCCUCGCCCAAUCGUAGACCCUUCCCCGAACGUCCCGCACUAAUUCACCCCCCAUCACAGCAGACCCCGCCCUGCACCUCCUCCCAGCUCCGGUUGCCCCGCCCUUCCAUCCCGGUGUCCUAUGGAGGCAGAAGCAGCGUGUACAUGGGCAGUUUCAGUGCACCUGCACGUCCGCCCGUGUCCUCCACCCGUGUCCUUGCUAGGACAGAGGAAACAGGGCCGGACCCACUGCAGCAUGUUCUAGGCGUGCCCGAGAUGUACAGCACAGAGAACAAGACGUAUGGCACAGGGAGGACGGUGCUCGUGUGAGACAGAGCCCCAUCGAGCCGUUUUUUUUUCUCCAGCAUCAAUAAUAAAUGCUUGGUCAAAUUUGAUUUAAA